AUGACCCCCGCGGAGAUCCAGUACGGGUCGUUUAUAUACAAUAGCACCGGGCCAGAUAUUCUUCGUCCAGAGGUGCGUCUGGGCACAUUUGAGCACGUUGUGAGCCCGAGCCGACCUGACAAGCAAGAAGUCGACCACGAGGUGAUGGCUAGGAAUUAUGUCAAGGUGGCUUGCUGGGACUACCGCAGUGAUAACAGGACUCCUAGUCAAGCGUCCUCUGUCCCCUGA
Molecule: messenger RNA, 228 nt
Organism: Peronospora matthiolae
Lineage: Eukaryota; Oomycota; Peronosporomycetes; Peronosporales; Peronosporaceae
Source: the annotation of a GenBank genome assembly